AACGAGCCAAUAAACGAAGAGAAUAAGUUGAAUCUACGGAUCUCAGCUUUGGGGAUAUUCUGUGUAGGUGAGGUUUAUGAGCCUGCAGUGCGAAUACUUAAAGCAGUUCAAUCAUCUCUUUUCCAUCUCUCUCCUAGCCAUAUCAUUUCAUCGGGCUAGCAUCAGCUUUUAGCACUCAGUCAGUCUAUCAUCAAGUAAACUAACCAAAUACGUCUUCCAUCAUGUCAACUGCAAUCGCUUUACAAGAUAUGGGCACGUCUCAGAAUGGGGAGAAGGGCACAAUCCGCCAUCGCACAAUAUCAAAAUCACAUACCAAGUCCAGCAUAUCUUCCGAAGAUGACCUAUGGAUCGACACACCACACGACACCGAAUGCUCCAAACUACCUCUCGACACUCGCCCCCUCGCCCCAACAGCCGUGUACUGGAUCUCACCACAUGGCUUGCUCACCAAGAAAAUCACAGUCCUUGACCUGACAAAGGAUAUGAGCGUAUCCUACUCGGGUAUGACCAAUGAAUACAAGGAGGAGGUCAAGAAAACCUUGAAAGACCACUCGUUCUCACCCGCAAUUACCUGUCAUCGAAACAACUGGCUCGGCCUAAAGUACAACGUUACAGACGACCAAGACAACAAUAUAGCACAUUGGUCACACCAUUGGACCUCUGUCGGCGAAGCUAUUCUCACAUUUGCCGACAAUUCCCCACACUCGUCCCAUCCCAUCAGCCUUCGGAACAAGCGCUGGGGCUUACGCACCGAGUCCUUUGUACUCGAUUCCGUGCCAUACUUUUGGGAAAUGGAUAGCUUGUGGCACUCAAAGAAUAUGACACUGUACAGAGUGGUCGGAUCAGAGGAGCACCAUAAAAAGACCGAGGUUGCAAAGUACGCGCAGAAGUGGUGGGGUAGUUUUGUUACAGGCGGCACGCUUGUGGUGGAUGAGAAGGCACUGGACGGAGUUGUGGCGUGUUUAAGCCUCGUGGUGGUCCUCAAGAAAAAGAGGCAGAGGGCUGCUGAAAGACACAAUGGUGCAGAAUAGAGACUUGAACACGAAAGUAGCCGACUUUGGUGUUUGAUGUUCAUUCAUAGCCUAGGGCCUGCCUUUUCAACUUAUGAUCUUAUAGUGUAUUCCUGAAAUUCAUAUAUAUUACUUCAUUUCUCG
Messenger RNA from Cucurbitaria berberidis CBS 394.84, 1154 nucleotides. RefSeq lists its product as uncharacterized. Lineage: Eukaryota; Fungi; Ascomycota; Dothideomycetes; Pleosporales; Cucurbitariaceae. The transcript has a single exon. The record is from RefSeq and is a predicted model, not a curated record. Bases 222 to 1031 code for a protein of 269 amino acids.